GCAAAAGCAGCUGAAAUCCAGCUUGGAAAAGGGGUGGGGGAAAAGGAGGAGAAAGAAAUGAAUCGAUAAUUUUUUUUUUUAAACAACCACCAACAACCACCCAAGAAUUUAAACUGGUCUCAACCUCUUCAAGGAAAGUUAAUCAAUAAACUAAUUAACUGCUUUGCAAGCUCUGUAAUUAAUAGAUCAAAAGUAUUAGCACCAGGGCUCUGAAAGAGCUCAGACCAACACCUUGCUUCCAAGGAGGCGGAAUUGCAAGAUUCUUUAGAGUUGAUUUUUUUAUUAUUAUGAUUAUUUAAUAUUUUUUGCACCAAAAAAAAUCGGGAUUUUUUAUUUUUUUUUAAAGGCUAAAAAAAAUCAGAAACAACAAGGCGGCGACAGGGAGGAAUUUCCCACCUCCCUAAAAAAAAAACCACAUUUUUUUUUACAGAUUUGGGGAAUCCUGGUUGAAGCAUCCAGAGCCACCAACUAGCCUCUGCUCCCUUUGUUUGGUUCGCUGCUGGGUAGUGUUGGGACCAUAGUUAGGGCAGGGAUUGUGUUCUUGCUUCUUCCGCUGGGGCCGGGUAGGCGAUUCGAAGCUCGCCCCCAGAUUUGCCCCUUUGGACCAAUGAAGGAACCCGAUGCCAUUAAACUUUUCAUCGGGCAGAUCCCACGGAAUUUGGAGGAGAAGGAUUUGAAGCCCAUCUUCGAGCAAUUUGGGAAGAUCUACGAGUUGACAGUGAUUAAGGAUAAAUAUACAGGCAUGCACAAAGGAUGUGCGUUCCUGACCUACUGUGCUCGGGAAUCGGCCCUCAAGGCACAGAGUGCGCUGCAUGAGCAGAAAACACUCCCAGGGAUGAACCGGCCAAUCCAGGUGAAGCCAGCAGACAGCGAAAGCAGAGGAGAAGACCGGAAGCUGUUUGUGGGGAUGCUGGGCAAGCAGCAGACGGACGAGGACGUCAGGAAAAUGUUCGAGCCCUUUGGGAACAUCGAUGAGUGCACGGUGCUGCGGGGGCCAGAUGGCACCAGCAAAGGCUGCGCCUUCGUGAAGUUCCAGACCCACGCCGAGGCUCAGGCCGCCAUCAACACCCUGCACGGCAGCCGGACAUUGCCGGGCGCCUCCUCCAGCCUGGUGAUAGAAUUUGCGGACACGGAGAAGGAGCGGGGCCUGCGCCGGAUGCAGCAGUGUGGGCAGCCAGUGGCAUUUCACCCCAUCGCCCUGCAGUUCGGGGCCUACAGCGCCUACACCUCUUCCCUCUCUCUGCAGCUAAUGCAGCAGCAGGCAGCCCUGGUCGCUGCCCACUCCGCCUACCUCAACCCCAUGGCCACCAUGGCAGCCGUCCAGAUGCAGCAGAUGGCCACCAUCAACCCCAACGGCCUCAUCGCCACGCCCCUCACGCCUCUCACCCCCUCCUCAGGUACCAGCACGCCGCCCGCCAUCGCCGCCACCCCCGUGUCCGCCAUCCCGGCCACGCUCAGCGUCAACGGCUACAGCCCGGUCCCAACACAGACCACGGGGCAGCCAGCCUCCGAGGCCCUCUACACCAACGGGGUCCACCCAUACCCAGCUCAGAGCCCGGCCGCCCCCGUGGACCCCCUGCAGCAGGCCUACGCCGGGAUGCAGCACUACACAGCCGCCUACCCUGCUGCCUAUGGGCUGGUGAGCCCGGCCUUCCCCCAGCAGCCGGCCAUCCUCACGCAGCAGCCACCCCCUCAGCAGCAGCAGCAACGGGAAGGCCCAGAGGGUUGUAACAUCUUCAUCUACCACCUGCCCCAGGAGUUCACUGACUCCGAGAUCCUGCAGAUGUUCCUGCCCUUCGGGAACGUCAUCUCUGCCAAAGUCUUCGUGGAUCGGGCGACCAAUCAGAGCAAAUGUUUCGGUUUCGUAAGUUUUGACAAUCCCACCAGCGCCCAGGCUGCCAUCCAGGCCAUGAACGGCUUCCAGAUCGGCAUGAAGCGCCUGAAAGUGCAGCUCAAGCGACCGAAAGAUGCCAACCGGCCGUACUAAGGCCCUAGAAAGAAGAACAUAACCUCCUGCUAGCAGUUCUUUCCGGCUGUGCUGCGCAGAGCCCUGUCUCAGCCAGGUCUGGAGCUCAAUGGAGGAGGGAGCCCCCAAAUUACCGCCAUCCGGCCCAUCCUCCCCCUCCCCCACCCCCUGCAGCUCAUCCCUAGCCUGUGGCUCAUCGCGGCACUGAUCCCGGCCGCCUGACCUGCCAGCUGGGAGGACGAAGCCGAUCAGCAGAACCGAAGGCACCUGCCUCCACCCAUCGGCCCCGGGCUGCGCCUAGCCCCACCAGCAGCCUGCAGUGUGGGGGGGGGGGGAGGCCUUUCACCUGUGAUCUCAGCCCUGCUUCAUCAACAGCAGGGGAGAGGGAAAGGAGCCCCCCCCCACAGCCCUGAUCCACCCUGCCUCCGCAGUAGCCGUGAAUUCCUGCCACCGUAGCCCAGUGGGGGACAGAGUGGGCUCAGCCCUAGGGAAUCAGCUGGAGGGCUUGAUCU
Chelonoidis abingdonii (Abingdon island giant tortoise) is the source of this 2478-nucleotide messenger RNA. NCBI's taxonomy places the organism in Eukaryota, Metazoa, Chordata, Testudines, Testudinidae. The record is from RefSeq and is a predicted model, not a curated record.